This is a messenger RNA of Micropterus salmoides (largemouth bass), 3681 nucleotides long. It is a transcript of the gene map7d1a, whose product is annotated as MAP7 domain containing 1a. Lineage: Eukaryota; Metazoa; Chordata; Actinopteri; Centrarchiformes; Centrarchidae. Gene Ontology annotation, cellular component: microtubule cytoskeleton. The record is from RefSeq and is a predicted model, not a curated record. Gene Ontology annotation, biological process: microtubule cytoskeleton organization. The coding region runs from base 342 to 2741 and encodes 799 amino acids. The transcript has 19 exons.
AAGCGGAGCAUCAGCUGCGGUGUGUCGGAGAGUGAGAAACUUCCCUCACUUCUUCUCCCGUGCUUUCUCUCUCCCAAAUUCCCUCAGACACCCUUUCAUUUAAGUUUUUCCCGGAGCGCCACCGCUACCGGUGCCUCUAUCAACAGGCGGGUACUUGCUGGGUUGGGUUUUUAUUUUGGUGUCGUGUCUUUGCUCUAUUUGGACUCUCUCAGGAGGGGUUACUACCCGGUUCGUUAAGGACUUCGGGUGGAGUGACUCGACCAAGUUACCCCCCCCCCGCCAAUUCUGCCUGAGGAAUGAGAGGACAGCCGGAGAGGAAAAGACGAAACUCGCAUGUUUGAAUGAACAAAAGAACAGAAAGUGAGGGUACUGCCGCCGAAAUGGAGGAAACUACUCUACCAGGAGCAACAUCUCCCGACUCGGAUCUGAACACAAACCCCACAAGGCCUGACCCGGAGGGGGAGAGCAGCCCCCCGAAGACAGACAACACCCAGAGAAUGGAGUCUCCAGCCAAGAAAGAUAUUGACCGGAGAUUGACUACCCCCACAAAAUCUGACGUCAUCCCUCGAUCACCUGGGUCACCUGCAUCACCCAUCCCCAGGUCGAAAAGGAAGGAAGACAUCAUCAAGUCAGAGGAGAGGCAGAAGCUUGCCAAGGAGCGGAGAGAGGAAAAGGCCAAAUAUCUUGAAGAGCUCAGCAUGUUACAAGCUGCUAAAAAGAACCAGUGGUUGGAGAAGGAAGAGAAGGCACGGCAGCUGAGGGAGCAGCAGCUGGAGGAGCGCCGCAGGAAGCUCGAGGAACAGCGGAUCAAGGCGGAAAAGCGACGAGCUGCUCUGGAGGAGAGACAGAAACAGAAACUGGAGAAGAAUAAAGAACGUUAUGAGGCAGCCAUCCAUAGGUCAACCAAGAAGACGUGGGCAGAAAUCCGCCAGCAAAGAUGGUCCUGGGCCGGCGCAUUAAGCCACAACUCAAGCCAGAAAGAAAGCAGAUGCUCUGUGUCAACGGUCAACCUGCCCAAACAUGUGGAUUCUGUUAUAAACAAGCGACUGUCCAAGUCCUCCGCCACGCUCUGGAACUCCCCCAGCAGAAACCGUAGUCUUGCACUGAGUCCAUGGGAGAGCAGUAUAGUCGACCGGCUGAUGACGCCAACACUGUCUUUCCUUGCUAGGAGCCGCAGUGCUGCCAGUGUCCUCAGCAAUGGCAAAGAUGGCCACUCUGCUCUCUGCCCCCGUUCGGCCUCAGCCAGUCCCCUCACCUUGUGUGCUCACCAGCCCCACCACCGCUGCGCCGACCGCUGGAGGGUGACGUCCAGCACACCAGACAUCACCCAGCGCCAACAAAGAAGGAGCUCCACACCUAUGGAUAAAAACAAGAAAGAAAAGAAAGACAAGGAACGGGAGAAUGAGAAGGAAAAAAGUGCCCUCACUAAAGAGAAGGUGCUUAAGAAGAGACAGUCUCUACCCAGCAUGAGACACAGACCUGAUCCAAGUCCCAGUCCUUUAUCAAGACAACGGCCAUCAUCCCCAGCCACGCCUAAGGGCAGAACUGCCUCUCCAAGCCCAGCUGCCUCACCCAAGCCUCCAUCAGCACGUGGAAGCCCGUCAACUCCUAAAAGUCGGCCCAAAAGAGCCAGGACCCCUGCCAGGAUAGACCACCGCACCUCCUCCCCCGCCCCCCUUGAAAGAGUGAAGGAGCCUCGGAGGCCCGCCACUCCAGAGGAAAGAAAGAGUUCCCCUGUGCUUCCUGCCAUCGUAGUCUCCUCAGCCGCUGCCUCACCCCACACAUCAAGCACGCCAGUUACGACCACUGCAGCCUCCCACUCACCUGAACCAGCCAAUUCAGCUACUUCUGUCCCUGCAGUAUCACCUGCACCAUCUCCAUCAGCCAAGCCCAUGGCGGGUACAAACAACCCAGAGGAGGCAGCUCGCAUCCUGGCAGAGAAACGCCGACAGGCCCGAGAGCAGAGGGAGAGGGAUGAGCAGGAACGUCGUGAACAGGAGGAGAAAGAGAGGAUCCUGAGAGAGGAGCGAAUAGCGAGGGAGGCAGAGGAGAGGCAACGCAGGGAGGAGGAGGCCCGUGCCAUGGCCGAGGAGCAGCGGAGGAGGGACAAAGCCCAGCGCCUGCAGGAGGAGCAGGAAGCUCAGGAGAGAGCCAAAGCUGAGCAGGAGGAGAACCUACGCCUGCAAAAACAGAAAGAAGAGGCUGAGGCUAAGGCCCGGGAGGAGGCAGAGAAGCAGCGUCUGGAGAGGGAGAAACACUUCCAGAAGGAGGAGCAGGAGAGGCUGGAGAGGAAAAGGCGUCUGGACGAGAUCAUGAAGAGGACACGCAAGACAGAUGGAGGCGACAAGAAAGAGACAAAGUCCUCCCCUCUCACACACGUCAAUGACAAAGAGGCAGAGGGCAGCAAAGCAUCUGCUGAAUAUCAGCCAAAGCCAGAGGUCAACCUGCCCAAUAACAAGACAGAAAAUGGACAGACCAACGUGAAUGAAAGCAGCCCCUCAGUCCAAGUGGUCAAUGGGGUCCAGCCUACGAGACAUGAAAAUGGUCUAUCCUCUAAAGGAGACACUUCCCACUUUGGAGAUAUCAUCCAUCUCACGAAUCAUGGCAACACCACCAACGGAGCACGCAAUAAGUCUGACACCAGCAUGGCCACCGAGCCGAUCCUCACAUUUGAAAGUGAGGAGUCAUUCAUGAAGAAGGCAGGCCCCAUAAAGGCCCAGCAUGUUGCAGAAGUCCUGUGACAUGUUCCAGUGUUGAAUUGCUCGUGGCCAUGGGCCUCUGACUCUUUCCCUGCCUGCCAACGCUCGCUUGGGGGAGCCCUGUGACCUGUGUCAAUCAACAUCCCUUUUCUAAGCCCCUAAAAGCAAACACACUUCUCUCUGAAGUUGAAGUGGGCCACAGAAGAUGACGACCAAGCAUCAGGACACAAGCAAAAGACAAACCAGGAUUAGGUGUUGCUCCAUGCAACACAGGUGCGUCAGUGUUAACAUCUUUGUGGAGCCGAGUCCAUGCACCUUAAUACUCGUAUCAUCCUUUGUACAUUACAGUACAGCUGAGUAAUUAUUACAAUAAGCUGAAGUGUUUGUUUUCUUUGUUCUUUAGUUAUUUAACUGAAAGAGAAAUAUAAAAAGACUGGGUACAUUUUUGUGAAUAAUGUAAAUUAAGUUUGUGUGAUGGACGAAGGAGGGAUGGGUCUAUGGAUUAAAGUUGUAUGAAAGGGAGUCAUUUUAUGCUGCUCUGCUAUGAGUAGACCUGAAGUGAAGCCCAGGUAUUAUACAUCCUGGUCUGUAUAAAGCUACCUGUAACAGUUUCUGUAAAAUUAAACCGAGAAUUCUGGAAAGACAUUUGAAAUGGAAGUUCACAUGCAACAGCUUCUUACUGUGUGCAAACAUACUGUCUGCCUCUACUGGAUAUAAUGAGUUUGCAACCUUGAUGAUUAAGAAGCCAGAAGUCAUCUAAGGUCAAAUCCCUAUAAACAGGGAUUUACUCCACUAUUUAACAGUUAAAGCUGUUUUUUUUUUCCACAUGUGCAAGCAUGACUCAGUUUUCUCUCAUUUACAGCGAGAUUCCAUGGAGUCUUAUGUAUUUGAAAUGCUGGUGCGUGUACAUGCCAUUAUUUUGAUGUGCGUUACAAGGUCAGUGAGAUUAUCUUAAAUCGUAUUAAAGACAAGCUGUCCAGUC